UAUUUAUUCCUCAGUUACUUCCAAACUCCAGUGAACGACACACGUUCACCAAAAUGACAGUUCUAACCGAAAACGAAACAAGAAGUAAAGUGUAUCGGAGAAAAACAAAAAAGUGUCUGCAGAAAACAUGUACCAUGGAUCUUGUGAAGAAAAGACUGCCAGUCAUAGGCUGGUUGCCAAAGUAUAAAGCUGAAUAUUUCAUCCAAGAUGUCAUAGCUGGAAUCACAGUGGGACUAACUGCCAUUCCUCAGGGUAUAGCGUAUGCAGUGAUUGCAGGAUUGUCGCCCGAAUAUGGAUUGUAUGCAUCUUUAACCUCAGGAAUAAUCUAUGUCAUAUUUGGCAGCUGCUACAAUGUCACUGUUGGACCUACUGCCAUUCUCGCCGCCAUGACAGCGAAAUACGUUGCUGAUUACUCAGCAGAUUUCGCCAUCCUCACCGCAUUUUUAUCAGGAACUUUCGUAUUUAUUUUGGGCAUCCUUAAUCUCGGCUUUCUCGUCGAGUUUAUAUCGAUGCCAGUCAUCAGUGGCUUCACAACUGCUGCUGCUCUUCAAAUUGCUGCAUCACAACUGAAGUCAUUCUUCGGACUGGCAGGUCCAUCAGGAAAUUUCUUUUCUGAAUCAGUUCAGAACUUUAUUAAUAACAUAUCUACAGCAAGACUAUGGGAAGCCGUACUCAGCACUGGGACUAUAAUAAUGUUGAUAUUGUUGAAGAAACUGGGAGAAGGUUGCAAGCGUACUGACAGCUUUGGCAAACAAAUGAGAUGGUUUAUAUCAUUGUCAAGAAAUGCUGUCGUCGUGGUCGUUGGAAUGAUAAUUGUCUACUCACUAAAAGUCACUUUAGGUACGGAACCUUUGCUCAUAAUUGGUGAUAUUGGAAGUGGACUGCCUGAAUUCCGCUGGCCACCUUUUAGUACAAUGGUUGGCAAUCAAACAUACAGUUUUACUGACAUGAUAGAAGUACUGGGAGUACAGUCGUUUGUGAUACCUUUUGUAACUAUAUUGGAAACUGUAGCCAUUGCUAAGGCGUUUGCUGAAGCUGGAAGGAUUGAUGCUACUCAAGAAAUGAUUGCCAUUGGGCUUUGUAAUAUUGUUGGAUCUUUUGGACAGAGCAUGCCCAUAACUGGUUCUUUCACCAGAACAGCACUGAAUCACGUUUCUGGUGUUAAGACACCAGCUGGUGGAAUAACUAAGGUAUUACUAUUGGUCGUUGCCCUGACAUUACUAACUUCGACCUUCUAUUACAUACCAAAAGCAUCAUUAGCCGGUCUUAUAAUAACAGCCAUGUUUUCCAUGAUUGACUACCAAAUAUUUGCCAACUUGUGGAGGAAUAGUUUAAAAGAUUUCCUGCUACUGUUGGUAACUAUGAUAGUAUGUUUAUUUGCUGGAUUGGAAUAUGGAAUCAUAACUGGAGUUCUGAUCGAAGCUUUGUUAUUAUUGUACAACGUUGCAAGACCGACGGUAGAAGUGCAUAAGAUGAAAUGUGAGAAGGGAGAACUGAUGGUCGUAUCUCUGUGUGAGAAUGUGUCAUACUGUGCAGCUGAACAUGUUCGUCAGCGUGUUAUGAAGGCAUCUUCGAUUGGAACUAGCACACCAGUAGUAGUAGACGGAGCAAAUUUAAGGAAGCUGGAUUACACAGCAGCUUACAAUCUCAUGGCCAUCAUAAAAGAUUUGGAUAAGACACAUCAAAUUCUGCUCUUGAAUUUCAAUGUCGAGUUGAAGAGGUUGUGUUUAGAUAUCGAUUCUAGAUUCGAUACUAAGUUUGUUUAUGCUGCAAGUCCUUUAGAAUUGACUGAUGUUUUUCCAAAAGAUGUGUGAUUGUUGAGAGUUGAAACGUUACCCAAUGGAUCAGGUUGUGAAAAAAGGCCAUUACAGAUUUAUAAAAAUAAUCGAAGGAGGAAAAAAAUAUAUAAAUCACUAUGAUAUACUUAUGAAUUGAUUGGUGUUUGUGUGCCAAGAGAUAGAUAUCUUUAAAGAAGUUUUAUUAAGAAGAAUAAAGAUUAGUAUCUGUAUUGUUACAUCACGAUCGUAAUACAGAUUAUAAGAUAAGAUUGUAUUAUGACAAGUCACACGUUUUUGUGAUAAAAUUUUGAUGUCAUUUUGUGUUACUAGAGUGUGUAGAUAGUAUAAGUACCUAUGAUUAUGAUAAACUUUACGUUUAGGGAUUAGUUACAGACUGAGUGAAAGCAGUGUGACUUAAGAUUACCUACGAAAUAUUUUUGGAAAAGCCCAGUUAAUCUUAUCAUUGUUUCAGUGUCAAGAUUGUCUGGAAAAUAAAGAUUUUUUAACCAUA
Molecule: messenger RNA, 2289 nt
Organism: Helicoverpa armigera (cotton bollworm)
Lineage: Eukaryota; Metazoa; Arthropoda; Insecta; Lepidoptera; Noctuidae
Product: sodium-independent sulfate anion transporter-like
Exons: 1
Coding region: 54-1814 (586 amino acids)
Biological process (GO): transmembrane transport
Cellular component (GO): plasma membrane
Molecular function (GO): sulfate transmembrane transporter activity
Source: RefSeq, a predicted model, not a curated record